This is a messenger RNA of Adineta steineri, 1629 nucleotides long. The record is from the annotation of a GenBank genome assembly. NCBI's taxonomy places the organism in Eukaryota, Metazoa, Rotifera, Eurotatoria, Adinetida, Adinetidae.
UGACGUUGUCAAGUCGAAGAAUGUUACAUGCUUCACAACUGUGCCAACUAUUCUUCAGCAUUUAUUUAGUUUUUUGCAAAAAUCUAAUCAGGUUACAGCUGUCAAAAGUCUACGAUCGCUUUGCAGCGGUGGUAUGUAAAUUUUGCCUGAUAGUAAUUUUAUGCCAAGUUUUUCUACAUUUUUAUAGGUGAAAUAUGUUCUGUCAAUCUCGUAAACUUAAUUGUAAGUUCAGUCCCGCAUUCCUGUAGAGUAUGGAACUUAUACGGUCCAGCCGAAGCAACUAUAGUUUCUACCUUCCAUAGAAUACAUGUUAUAACAGAUGUCAGUAACGUCUCAAUCGGUAGACCCCUUUCCAAUUACCGAUGUAUAAUUGUGAAUCAGCAUUUACAAUCAUCUGCCAUCGGUCAAGAAGGUGAACUGUUUGUAGGUGGAGCAGGUGUGUUUGCUGGUUAUCUUGGACGUGAUGAUUUGACAGCAAAAGCUCUUAUCGAAAUAGAUGAUCAACUAUUUUAUCGAACAGGUGAUCUUGUUACAGUGGAUAACAAUAGUCUUCUUCAUUAUCAAGGAAGAAAAGAUCAUCAAAUCAAACUACAUGGACAACGAAUUGAACUUGGUGAAAUCGAACGAUGUUUACUUAACAUUACAUCUAUAUCUGCUUGUAUUGUCAUGAAAUGGAAUGAUGAUUAUUUAGUUGCAUAUGUUCAAAGUUCUGAUAUGAAUGAACAGGAAUUGCGUGAGCAUUGUCAAUCUCAUCUUCCACCACAUAUGAUUCCAUCCAUAUUUAUUAUACUUGACAAACUACCUUUGAAUCAAAAUGGAAAAGUAGACCGAAAACAACUUCCUCCACCCGACUUUUCUUUAUCGACUUUGUUAUCGUCCGAUAAAUGUGAUACUCCUCUUAAUCAGCUCGAAGAACGUAUACACACUAUUUGGUGUCAAGUUCUUCGUUGCGAUGAAAAUCAGAUUUCUAGAACUACCAGUUUUUUUAGUGUUGGUGGUCAUUCACUUUUAUUUAUUGAACUUUAUCAUCAUUAUCAAUCAGUAUUUGACUUUGAUGCUCAUACACUUUCGAUUGCUCCAUUUCUUCAACAACCAACUAUAUUUCAACAUUCACGAUUACUUCAGACAGUCAUAAUGAAUAAUAUCAAGGCAGCACAAUGGUGCAGCUUACAUAUUAAUGAAGGUAUUGCUUCUUUUGCCCAAGAGCGUAUCUUUCUCGAUGAACAAGUUCGUUUUUCGAGUGAUAUUGCUAUCUACAAUGAACUGUCGACUUUACAAAUUGUUCAAGGAUCAUUAUCAUCCAAUCGUUUAUUACAAGCCUUUCGAUAUGUUUUGAACAAACAUAAAAUAUUACGUACAUCUCUUAUGUUUAACAAUGAUAACAGUAGUUUGAAGCAAUGCAUCACAGAUAUACAUAAAACAUUUACAAUAACUGUCAAUCAAACAUUUGAAAAUGAAAAUGAACUUCGAGACAUUAUUCAUCAAACAACUAUUAGUCCCAAUCUCUUUGAUUUAUCGACUGGUCGUGUUUUUCAUGCUGAACUUCUGAGACAUCAAAUCUCUUUAGAUGAAAACGAAAAUAAAAGCAAUGAAUUUAUAACUAAGUCUGAUGUUCUUCUCAUUGUUUUU